Mesitornis unicolor (brown roatelo) is the source of this 1402-nucleotide messenger RNA. It is a transcript of the gene VIPAS39, whose product is annotated as VPS33B interacting protein, apical-basolateral polarity regulator, spe-39 homolog. The annotation marks the transcript as partial. The record is from RefSeq and is a predicted model, not a curated record. Lineage: Eukaryota; Metazoa; Chordata; Aves; Mesitornithiformes; Mesitornithidae. The transcript is spliced from 14 exons. Gene Ontology annotation, cellular component: cytoplasm. Gene Ontology annotation, biological process: intracellular protein transport; vacuolar transport.
GAUUACAGCAAUGAUUGGAGCCCCAGAGAUACAGUCAGGCGAAUGCAGAGGGGGAAGGUGUGCUCUCUAGAGAGAUUUCGCUCCCUGCAGGACAAGCUGGUGCUCUUGGAUGAAGCUGUGGCAGGGCACGAUGGGAAUGUCAUUACAGCUGUCCUGAUAUUCCUGAAACGGACGCUAAGGAGAGAGAUCUUGUUUCGGGAGCUGGAGGUGCGGCAGGUGGCCUUGUGUCAUCUGAUCCAUUUCCUCAAAGAGACUGGUGAGCAGAAGUUGCUUCUGGAUCUGCUCAGGUUCCUAGACAGGACCGAGGAAGUUGCUCUGUCCCAGUACCGGGAGCAUUUGAACAUUCAGGAUGUAGAAAAAAGGAGGGAAUUUCUGAAAGGCUGCAUUGGGCUGCCAUUUUCAGCUGAAGAUACCUCCCACAUCCAAGACCAUUAUACUCUGUUGGAGCGACAGAUCAUCAUUGAGGCCAAUGAUCGGCGCUUGGAGACGGCUGGGCAGUCAGAGAUAUUUCGGAAAUAUCCUCGUAAGGCUUCUAUUCUCAACAUGCCACUAGUGACCACCCUCUUCUAUUCCUGUUUCUACCACUACACAGAGGCUGAGGGAACGUUCAGCAGCCCGACAAACCUGAAGAAAACGUUUAAGAUUCCUGAUAAGCAGUAUGUGCUGACUGCCCUGGCUGCCCGUGCCAAGCUGCGAGCCUGGGAUGAUGUGGAUGCCCUCUUCACCACCAAGAACUGGCUGGGCUACACCAAGAAGAAGGCACCUAUUGGCUUCCACCGGGUGGUGGAGAUCUUGCAGAAGAACAGUGCUCCUGUGCAGGUGCUGCAGGAGUAUGUGCGCCUGGUGGAGGAUGUGGAGACACGGUUGAAUCUUGCCAUCAAAUACAAAUGCCAUGAUGUUGUUAUUGAGACAUACAGGGAUCUAAAGGAUCGCAUCCAGCUGACAGCGUAUAAAUGCAAGGUAGAGCGAGGCUCUGCAGAUGAAGAGAAGAUAAACAGCGUUCUCAACAACAUGCAAAUCCGAUGGAAGAACUGAGCACCUGUGAAAGAGCCCGCUUGGCCGUUGCCUUGCCAGUGAAAGAGGAAACUGCAGAACCCAGUCCAGUGCCAACAGAGCAACUCUGUUACUACUCAUUGCAUGAUCAGCGUUCGUCAGUGACAGUGGGUGCCCGUGGGACAGUGGCAUUCAGGCUGGUUGAAGGCAGCUGCUCUGAAGUAGCCAGCAAAAUCAUGGUACUGAUCCACCAGGGUUGAUUCUUUUUGGAAUCUGAUUCUCUUUGACUUGGCUGUAAGCCAGGCAUCGCUUUUGUUUACAGAGGGAAGUUGCUGGGGGACAGCAAGGUUACGUUUGCUCUGGGUGGUGCCUGGGCUUGUUCUCACAAAAGGAACAGGUCAGUCACACA